This is a messenger RNA of Pichia kudriavzevii, 780 nucleotides long. RefSeq lists its product as uncharacterized. Bases 1 to 780 code for a protein of 259 amino acids. The record is from RefSeq and is a predicted model, not a curated record. Lineage: Eukaryota; Fungi; Ascomycota; Pichiomycetes; Pichiales; Pichiaceae. The transcript has a single exon.
AUGGACGCCGCUGAAAAGAGAAGAUUGCUUAGGGAGAAACGUGCUGCUAAGAUGGCCAAAAAUGGGGACCGUCUGAAUAAAAUCCUAGGCCAUGAAGUACAUGGGAAUUCCCCACCACCAACAACCUCAGCAGCAGCAUCAACAUCGGCAUCGGCAUCAGGAUCCACAACGAGGACACUAGCAGGCGAAGAAAACGUUUUUGAUGAUCCACCUGUCUCCAACUUGGAUGAAUUUGAGCAUUUCAAGGACGAUGAUGCGUUGCAUGAGAUUCCUGACGUGGGCCGGUUUCCACCAUACAUGGAUGAAAUGUUCAAGAAGAUGCUCAAUUCAAGUCAAGGAGCGUUUGAUGCUACUUCACCCCCCUCUGGAGUAGCACCAACUCCUGUGGGGAGGUUUCAAAUGGAAGAGACAAAGAUGUUUAUGUCGUUCUACUCGAUUGUACGUGUGAUUUUCACAUUUGUGCUUGUGACGGGAGACAUAGCCAACUCUUCAAGGUUUAUAAAUGGACUUUUCCCUUGGAACAUGAGGUUAGUUGAAAAGUUCCUCGUGCUAGAAUUCAUCUUUACUCUAAUCCAAUUAGUAUUACAUCAGACUGGUGCAUUCAAAAACACCGUGUUCAAUUUCGAUGUUACAGGUGUCCCCUACGCAAACACAUUUUUAACAUUAUACGCUGUUGCUAGUAGUUUUUUUACUGAUUUCAGUGGCCUCCUUGUGGCAGCUGCUUUAAAUGCGUGGCACGAGAGUCUGCAUUUUAGUAGUAUCAAAUCAUUAAUUGUAUAG